CGCUCCGUGAGGGCCGCGCCGGCGCCACCGUCCCUCCACACCCCGCCCGCCGCUCCGCGGAUUCCCCGUCCCGGGCCGCCGCAGCGGGAUGGCGCCGGGGCUGCUGGACCUGGUGCACUUGACAACCUGGGCCGUGUGUGCCGUGAUCAAGCUGCCGCAGCUGGUGGCGGUGCUGAGGGCUGGCUCGGCGUGGGGACUCAGCGUGAGCAGCCUCCUCCUGGAGCUGGCCGGCCUCCUUGUGUUUCUGAGGUACCAGAUCUAUUAUGGUUACCCCCUGGAGACAUACCUGGAGUAUCCCAUCGUCAUUGCACAAGAUGUCAUUCUCCUUUGCUGUAUUAUGCAUUUCAGCGGAAAAGCGAGACGAGCUUUUUUCUAUGCAGUCGCAUUUUGGGGGGGAUGGUACAUGCUAACACUGCAGAAGUGGAUAAUAGACCUGGCCAUGAAUCUGUGCACGUUCGUCAGUGCAGCCAGUAAGCUUGUUCAGCUGCAGCAUCUCUUGGACACCAAAGAUUCCGGACAAGUGAGCGCCCUGACCUGGGGCAUGUCUGUAUAUGCCUCUGCAACAAGAAUUAUUACAACUGUAAUGACUACAAAUGAUCUCGCAGUUCUCAUCCGUUUCAUAGUCAUGCUCAUUCUCAAUAUUUGGGUCACAGCCACAAUCCUGCACUACAGGAAGACUAAAAAGACUGAUUAGAAGACACUCAUCAGCACACAUAUCAUUACCAUAAAAAAAUAUAAUUAAGCCUAAAGAAUUUAAGAAUUCUUCAGAGAUUGAGGAAGCUCUCUUUCUCUAAUAUUUACCCUUUUGUGUACUUACAAUAUUUACAGUACUUGCAGACUUACACUAUAAUACAUUCAUGCUUACUUUCUCUUAGAAAUAAUUCUGAUAAGAUACUUAAUUUAAGCAGCAUAUUUUUAUUGGUCAUUUCAGACAAGUUUCACUGAUAUCACAUUUUCUCUGGAUUUUUUUUUACUACAAGGUAUUUCAUAGUUAGAUGUAUAUAUAUUCUGGUAUCACUUCAGUACUUUCCGGUUACAUAUAAGCAAUUUUCUUCAAUUAUACAUGAUCAAUUUUGCACCAACAUACUGACUCGUCCUGCUGCAAGACUGAAAAACCACAACAGAAGUUUGUCUUCUUGCAAGCAACUCAAUUAGUUCAACAUUAACUGCCUGUAUUAGAGGAUGAAGAAAAUCUGAGUCAAGAUCCAAUCCAGAAUAAGGUUCUAAUUACUAAGUCACAAACCCAGCUGGGAUUGUAGCACUUACAUGCAACAUUUAACAGUACAAUUUAUACAGCUGAUACAGGAUACCCAUAGUCACUUUCCUCAGUAUACCCUGUUUUUAUUGGAUAAGAGAGCAAAAACUCAACUACGAAUUACUUUUCAACCUGAGCUCUCAUUCACUGAACAUACUGUUUUGGGAACAGCAGGAACUAGAAUGUAUGGGAAUUAAUGAAACUCUGACCAACAGUUAAAAAUGCUGUUCAAGCAAAAAUUCCUGGAAUGAUAUCCAGAAUUCCCAAACACCAUUCACACUGACAUGUGCACCUUGAUGUAUCUCAGCAGACUGAUCUCCUGUGGUUGUCAGGUUUUGGUGAUUUGUGCUCUGUGGUUCAUAAGUUUUUGGCCUGUCAGUGCUAAGUGAGUUGAAGAACAUAUACUUCACUUAAACUUUUACUUCAGAAAUUAUAAUCAAUUUGUAGUACUUAGAGUAAAAAGGGGGAAAGGAUAUUCUUGACAAUUGUUAACAGAGGAUUUUAGUUUUGGAAGUACUGCCUUCACAACCAAAAGUUACAUUGGUAAUCAUAUAGCUUGCCUUCAUUUGUCAUUACAUUCUCCAAAAUUAAAAGAUACAACAUUCCAAGAGUUCUUACGGUAUUCUGUUGAUUGGCAUGUAAAAACCUAAGCACCCUUGAUCCCAACACCCUUGAAAACUGUGGGAAGACUGCAUUGACUUCAUUUGAGGCAGGUUUUUUUCACAACAUUCUGAAUUGUGUGACUGCUGUGGAGCAAAGGGAUCUGCAAAAGCAGAUGUUUUGCCAGUGAGCAUGCAGCAAUUGGAGCAUUCACCAUCAGAAAACAGCUGCCUCGUACUCUAAAUUUUAGUGGGAAGGGCUGGGAAGAGAUGUGUCUGUGGGCAUUGAUUUCAUGUAUCCCAUGUCAUUGAGAGCAAGUCAAAGAUGAGCUUUUUUUUUUACUGCUCCAAUAAAAAGUAUAAAUCUUUCUAUGUUGGUUGAAAGAUUAAUUGUAAACAUUCUGAUUUGACUAAAGCUGUGUAAAGUAUCUGAAGUGGUCUAAAUGGUGGCAGGUGGCAUGUGAUACAUUUUCCAGGUGAUACUAAUAAAUGCUCUUCUUCAAGA
Messenger RNA from Vidua macroura (Pin-tailed whydah), 2359 nucleotides. It is a transcript of the gene SLC66A3, whose product is annotated as solute carrier family 66 member 3. NCBI's taxonomy places the organism in Eukaryota, Metazoa, Chordata, Aves, Passeriformes, Viduidae. The record is from RefSeq and is a predicted model, not a curated record. The transcript is spliced from 7 exons. Bases 89 to 694 code for a protein of 201 amino acids.